GCAACCAUGGGUGACGGUGAAAUGGCCUGCUUCGGCGAGGCCGCUCAGUACCUCCGUAAGCCAGAGAAAGAAAGACUGGAGGCCCAGAACAAACCCUUUGAUGCCAAGAACACCUGCUUUGUAGAUGAUGCAAAGGAACUCUAUGUGAAAGGUUUAAUCACUGCUCGGGAAGAUGGAAAAGUCACCGUGAAAACUGACGAUGGGAGGACUGUAACAGUAAAAGAUGGCCAAGUUUACCCUCAAAAUCCUCCCAAGUUUGACAAAAUUGAAGACAUGGCCAUGUUGACUCACCUGAAUGAGGCUUCUGUGCUUUAUAACCUCAAAGAGCGUUAUGCAGCCUGGAUGAUCUACACCUACUCUGGGCUUUUCUGCGCUACUGUCAACCCUUACAAGUGGCUACCAGUAUACAAUGCAGAGGUGGUAUCUGGCUACAGAGGCAAGAAGCGUAUGGAAGCCCCACCACACAUCUUCUCCAUCUCUGAUAAUGCCUAUCAGUUCAUGUUAACAGAUCGUGAAAAUCAGUCUGUCCUGAUUACUGGAGAAUCUGGUGCUGGAAAGACUGUAAACACCAAGCGUGUCAUCCAGUACUUUGCAUCAAUUGCAGCUGUUGGAGACUCUGGAAAGAAGAAGGAACCUACCAACCAAUUGAAGGGAACUCUGGAGGAUCAAAUUAUCCAAGCUAACCCUCUGCUGGAAGCCUUCGGUAAUGCCAAGACCGUGAGAAAUGAUAACUCCUCUCGUUUUGGUAAAUUUAUCAGAAUCCAUUUUGGAACCACUGGAAAAUUGUCUUCUGCUGAUAUUGAAACAUAUCUGCUGGAAAAGUCAAGAGUAACAUUCCAGCUUUCAGCUGAGAGAUGCUACCACAUCUUCUACCAGAUCUUGACAAACAAGAAACCAGAGCUUGUCGAGAUGAAUCUUCUUACCACCAACCCAUAUGACUAUCAUUGGAUCAGCCAGGGUGAAAUCACUGUGAAGAGUAUUGAUGAUGAGGAGGAGUUGAUAGCCACAGAUACCGCUAUUGACAUCCUGGGAUUCACUCAAGAAGAGAAGAAUGGCAUCUACAAAAUGACUGGUGCUAUCAUGCACAGUGGUAACAUGAAAUUCAAGCAGAAGCAGAGGGAGGAACAGGCUGAGCCAGAUUGCAGUGAAGUUGCUGACAAAGUUGGAUACUUGAUGGGCUUGAACUCUGCUGACUUGUUAAAGGGUUUGUGCUACCCAAGAGUAAAAGUCGGUAAUGAAUUUGUCACCAAGGGACAGACCGUGCAACAGGUAUACAACUCUGUCGGUGCCCUCAGCAAGUCCGUCUAUGAGAAACUGUUCUUGUGGAUGGUCACUCGUAUCAAUCAACAGCUGGACACCAAGCAGCCCAGACAAUUCUUCAUUGGUGUGCUGGAUAUUGCUGGUUUUGAGAUCUUUGAUUUCAACACCUUGGAGCAGCUUUGCAUCAACUUCACUAAUGAGAAGCUACAGCAGUUCUUCAACCACCACAUGUUCGUCCUGGAACAGGAGGAAUACAAGAAGGAAGGCAUUGACUGGGAGUUCAUUGACUUUGGUAUGGACUUGGCUGCCUGCAUUGAGCUCAUUGAGAAGCCUAUGGGCAUUUUCUCCAUCCUUGAAGAGGAGUGCAUGUUCCCCAAGGCCACUGACACAUCCUUCAAGAAUAAGCUUUAUGAACAGCAUCUUGGCAAGUGCAAGAACUUUGAGAAACCCAAGCCUGGCAAAGGAAAGGCUGAAGCUCAUUUCUCUCUGGUGCAUUAUGCUGGUACUGUGGAUUACAACAUCAGUGGCUGGCUUGAUAAGAAUAAGGAUCCACUGAACGAAUCCGUCCUUCAACUGUACCAGAAGUCUUCUGUCAAACUGCUGUCUUUCUUGUAUUCCAGCUAUAAUAACACUGAUGCCGACGCAGGCAGUGGUGGCAAAGGUGGCAAGAAGAAGAAGGGAUCCUCCUUCCAGACUGUGUCUGCUCUCUUCAGGGAAAACUUGAACAAGCUGAUGACCAACUUGAAAAGCACCCAUCCUCACUUUGUGCGUUGUCUGAUCCCUAACGAGACCAAGACUCCAGGUAUCAUGGAUAACCACUUGCUCAUCCACCAGCUGAGAUGUAACGGUGUAUUGGAAGGUAUCAGAAUUUGCAGAAAGGGAUUCCCAAGCAGAAUCCUCUAUGCUGACUUUAAACAACGAUACAAGGUACUGAAUGCCAGUGCAAUUCCUGACGGGCAGUUUAUUGACAGCAAGAAGGGAGCUGAGAAACUCUUGGGCUCAAUUGAUGUUGAUCACACUCAAUACAAAUUUGGACACACUAAGGUGUUCUUCAAAGCUGGUCUCCUGGGUACCCUGGAAGAGAUGAGAGAUGAAAAGUUGGCCCAACUGAUUACUCGCACUCAAGCUCUUUGCAGAGGUUUCCUGAUGAGAGUUGAGUUUAAGAAGAUGAUGGACAGGAGGGAGGCCUUAUUUACAAUUCAGUACAAUGUCAGAUCCUUCAUGAAUGUCAAACACUGGCCAUGGAUGAAGCUGUACUUCAAGAUUAAGCCUCUUCUGAAGAGUGCUGAGACAGAAAAGGAGAUGGCAAACAUGAAGGAAGAGUUUGAGACGACAAAAGAAGCUCUGGCAAAGGCAGAAGCCAGAAGGAAGGAGCUAGAAGAAAAACUGGUUGUCCUUGUCCAAGAAAAGAAUGACUUGGUUCUCCAAGUCCAAUCGGAGUCAGAGACUCUUGCUGAUUCUGAGGAAAGAUGUGAAGGCCUCAUCAAGAAUAAGAUCCAGUUGGAGUCAAAGAUUAAGGAGCUGAAUGAAAGACUUGAAGAUGAAGAAGAAAGCAAUGCUGAGCUGACUGCCAAAAAGAGGAAACUAGAGGAUGAGUGCUCUGAGUUGAAGAAAGACAUUGAUGACUUGGAACUUACUCUGGCUAAAGUUGAAAAGGAAAAACAUGCCACAGAAAACAAGGUUAAAAACCUUACAGAAGAACUGGCAGCUCUUGAUGAAAAUAUCUCCAAAGUCACCAAGGAGAAGAAGGCUCUCCAAGAAGCUCACCAACAAACUCUUGAUGACCUUCAGGCUGAGGAAGACAAAGUCAGCUCUUUGACUAAAGCCAAGACAAAGCUGGAACAACAAGUAGAUGAUCUGGAAGGUUCUCUUGAACAAGAGAAGAAACUCCGUCUUGACUUUGAAAGAGCUAAAAGAAAGCUUGAAGGUGACCUGAAACUGUCUCAGGAAACAGUUAUGGAUCUUGAAAAUGCUAAACAACAAACUGAGGAAAAACUUAAAAAGAAAGACUUUGAAAUUAGCCAGCUGCAAGGGAAGAUAGAGGAUGAGCAAUCCCUGUCAUCACAACUGCAGAAGAAGAUCAAGGAACUGCAGGCUCGCAUUGAAGAACUUGAGGAAGAAAUUGAAGCUGAACGUGCCGCUCGUGCCAAAGUUGAAAAGCAGAGAGCUGAUCUUUCUAGAGAACUUGAAGAGAUCAGUGAAAGACUUGAAGAAGCUGGGGGUGCUACAUCUGCACAGAUUGAGUUGAAUAAGAAGCGUGAAGCCGAGUUCCAGAAACUGAGACGUGAUCUGGAAGAAGCCACUCUUCAAAACGAAGCUACAGCUGCGGCCCUGCGCAAGAAGCAUGCCGACAGUGUUGCUGAACUUGGUGAACAGAUUGACAACCUGCAGCGUGUGAAGCAGAAACUAGAGAAAGAAAAGAGUGAACUGAAGAUGGAAGUUGAUGAUCUUGCCAGCAAUCUGGAAAGCGUCUCUAAAUCUAAGGCCAACCUUGAGAAGAUCAACCGUGUAGUUGAGGACCAACUCAGUGAAGUGAAGACUAAGGAUGAUGAGCAUCAACGUGUGAUUAAUGACCUCACAGCUCAAAGAGCACGUUUCCAGACAGAAAGUGGUGAACUAUCUCGCCAACUGGAGGAGAAGGAAGCUCUAAUUUCUCAGCUCAGCAGAGGAAAGCAGGGAUUCACCCAGCAGGUGGAGGAACUGAAGAGACAACUUGAGGAGGAAACAAAGGCUAAGAACGCCCUUGCCCAUGCUCUUCAAUCUGCCCGCCACGAUAAUGACUUGCUCCGUGAGCAAUAUGAAGAGGAACAAGAAGCCAAGGCUGAAUUCCAGCGUUCUUUGUCCAAAGCUAAUGGUGAAGUUGCCCAGUGGAGGACCAAAUAUGAAACUGAUGCCAUUCAGCGUACAGAAGAGCUGGAAGAGGCCAAGAAGAAACUGGCUCAGCGUUUGCAGGAUGCUGAGGAACAAGUUACAGCUGUGAACUCCAAGUGUGCCUCCUUGGAAAAGACCAAGCAGCGGCUGCAAUCUGAAGUGGAGGACCUUAUGGUUGAUGUGGAGAGAGCAAAUAGUGCAGCAGCUUCUCUUGACAAGAAGCAGAGGAACUUUGAUAAGGUCCUGAUUGAGUGGAAACAAAAGUAUGAAGAGGGACAGGCUGAGCUUGAAGCUGCUCAGAAAGAAGCCCGCAGCUUGAGCACUGAAAUCUUCAAGAUGAAGAAUGCUUAUGAGGAGGCACUGGAACAAGUUGAGACCUUGAAACGUGAAAACAAGAACUUGCAACAGGAGAUCUCAGAUCUGAGUGAACAGAUUGGCGAGACUGGAAAAUCCAUUAAUGAGUUAGAGAAAGCCAAGAAACAGAUUGAGCAGGAGAAGAGCGAUCUGCAGGCUGCUCUGGAGGAAGCUGAGGGAUCUUUGGAACAUGAAGAAGCCAAGAUCCUGCGUGUCCAACUUGAGCUCAACCAGGUUAAGUCAGAAGUGGACCGGAAGAUUCAAGAAAUGCUGAAGAGAAAGCCAAGAAGGCCAUCACUGAUGUAA
Messenger RNA from Bufo bufo (common toad), 4791 nucleotides. Its product is annotated as myosin-4-like. The coding region runs from base 7 to 4791 and encodes 1594 amino acids. NCBI's taxonomy places the organism in Eukaryota, Metazoa, Chordata, Amphibia, Anura, Bufonidae. Gene Ontology annotation, cellular component: myosin complex. Gene Ontology annotation, molecular function: cytoskeletal motor activity; ATP binding; actin filament binding. The transcript is spliced from 33 exons. The record is from RefSeq and is a predicted model, not a curated record.